Messenger RNA from Miscanthus lutarioriparius, 3330 nucleotides. The record is from the annotation of a GenBank genome assembly. Lineage: Eukaryota; Viridiplantae; Streptophyta; Magnoliopsida; Poales; Poaceae.
AUGGAGCCCUCGCCGGAGCCUUCGCCGCCGGUCACCACGGACACCUUACCCGCUGCUGGCGAAGGACAUGAGACAUACCCGCCCACGGUGUCAUCCUCUCUAUUCCCACUUUUCCCCCUCUCCGCCUCCACCUCCUCCGCUCCCACCGCCGAAUCCCAGUGGCUUUCAAACCCUAGCUUCUCCUUUGAUGCCUCCUCCCUGAAUAUCCCGGCUACCACCUCCUCGUCGCUCCCGCCGCCGCUGAGCCCCUCGUCCGAUGAGGACACGCCGCUGCAGCCCGCCCCUGCGAAAUACGAGCUGGUGCCUUCGUCGCCAUCCUCCGACGAGGAGAGGGGGUCGCGGAUGAAGGAGAGUGGGAGGAGGAAACGGAGUCGCAAGAAGGGGCGCUAUGAUGGGGCAGCGGCGUCGCGGAAGGCUGGGGUUCGCGCCUGGGCUGGUUCGGAGACGAAGCCAGCUAAGGAUUACUAUGUCGACGCGAAGGGCGACCAUGAUAACCUGGCUUUUGGAUCACUUUACAGAAUGGAUGUUGCACGCUACAGAUCCCAGAACAUGCUGGAGGCACUUGGUUUAAAUCGUUUGAGGUUUGGUUCAUCACAUAUUGAUUUUGAUUCAGACUUGGAUGGAAUGGAUAACAAAGUUAGAGCUGGAGGCCGUUACUAUUCAGCAAAAAAUGCAGUUUUUGAAAGAAAUAAGGGUUUCAAACAUCUGAAAAUAUUUAAGGGAAACACCUCUGUAAUGCUUGCUGAAGAUUUUGUCCCCUUUGAUACACAGUCCCUUCCUGUGAAAAGCACAGCUGUGGAACAGGAGCUAGAGGAAUCUUGGGAAGAUGAAAUACUUCAUCGGACUAGGGAAUUCAAUAAGAUGUCUCGUGAACGUCCUCACGAUGAAAAAGUUUGGCUGGCCUUUGCUCAAUUUCAGGACAAAGUUGCUAGUACUCAGCCACAAAAGGCUGCUCGUUUACAAACUACCGAAAGGAAAAUUAGCAUAUUGGAGAAGGCUGUGGAGCUUAAUCCAGAUAGUGAGGAAUUAUUGCUUUGCCUUCUGAAGUCAUAUGGCAAGAGGGACAGCACUGAGACUCUAUUGGCUAAAUGGGAGCAAAUACUUACGAAGCACCCAGAUAGCUGUAAGUUGUGGAAACAGUAUCUGCUUCUGUGCCAAGGGGAAUUCUCCAGAUUCAAAGUUUCUGAAAUUCGGAAGUCCUACGUGUAUGCUGUACAGGCUCUAUCUGCAGCUUGCACCAAGCUAUGUAGGCAGGAUAAUGAAAGCAUGGAUUCCAAAUCUUCUUCCUUAGUUCAGCUAGAAGUGGGGUUAGUGGAUAUAUUUUUUAAUCUGUGCCGAUUUGAGUGGCAGACAGGACAUCGGGAAUUAGCAACUGGGCUAUUUCAGGCGCAAAUGGAGUUUAGCUUAUUCGCCCCUCCUCUGUAUCUGACGACAAGCAGUAAGCAAAGGCUCUUUGAACACUUCUGGAACAGUGGCGGUGCCAGAAUAGGGGAAGAUGGAGCUCUUGGAUGGUCUGAAUGGUUAGCAAAAGAUGAGGAGAGUAGACAGAAGUUGUCUAUGCAAGAAAAUUCACAAGAGACUGAAACAGGAGGCUGGAGUGGUUGGUUUGAUCCUUCUGUGGGUAAUACUGACGCAAAUGAUUUGUCAAACAAAUCACUGGAACCAUCAUUGAACGAUGGAAAUGAUGCCGAAGAUCUUGAUGCUGAGGACUCACCUGCACAAGAUGAUGUUGAAUCCUUGCUGAAAAAGCUUGGUAUCGAUGUAGGUGCAGAGUCCAAUAGUGAAGUUAAAGAUGCAGAAACCUGGAAUAGAUGGGCCUCGAUGGAGUUGUCACGGGACAAUGAGCAAUGGAUGCCUCUUCAUGAAAAAUCUGGAUCAAUUCAUUCUGGUGAUGCUCCAUCUGGGGAAGACAAUGACCAGCUUUCCAGAAUAAUUUUGUUUGAGGAUGUAUCUGAGUUCCUGUUUUCGCUAUCUUCAGAGGAGGCCCGCUUUUCUCUCAUAUGCCAAUUUAUUGAUUUUUAUGGUGGCAAAAUCUCAAGAUGGACAUCCACAAACAGUCCGAGUUGGCUCGAUAGAAUUUUGAGCUUAGAGAUGAUUACAAAUGACAUCCUGGAAGAUCUAAGUGCUGUAUCUGACGUUGUAAACAAGAACCAAAGUUCAUAUAGUUAUAAAUUGGAAUCAUUACUGGGAAGCAUGCAUGACCUUUCACAAAGGCCGGGCCUUAUGAAGUUUCUCAGAAAUGCGAUACUGCUUCUGCUUGGUGUUUUCCCUCGUAAUCAUGUCUUGGAGGAAGCUGUUCUUGUUACUACCCAAACGUUUACUCCUCAAGAGAACUCUUCCUCUACUCAAGCUAAUGCAUCACGGGCUUUGGCCAAAAGUAUGUUGAAGAAAGACAGACAGGAUUUUUUGCUUUGUGGGAUAUAUGGACGAACUGAGGCAAUGAAUGGGAACAUUGAACAAGCAAGGAAGAUAUUUGACACAGCACUGUUAUCAACUGAAGCAACUACUGAGGAUCUUAGGAAGAAGGUUCUGAUCCUUUAUCUUUGGUACGCUGAGAUGGAGAUAACAGUGUCCGCUUCAAGAAACAACUCUGACUCAAUGCAUCGUGCAGUUUACAUCCUAUCCUGCUUAGGGAGCAAUCUAAAAUAUUCCCCUUUCGUUGGCCCUAUUUCAAGGCUUCAGGUCUUGAAGGCUCGCCAAGGGUUUAAAGAGCAGAUUAGAAGCUUACAAUCUGCAUUUUCCUGUGGUGGUAUAAAAGAAGAAUCAGUUGCUCUGAUCUGCUCAGCUUCUUUGUUUGAAAGCAUGACAACAGGCUGUUCCUCGGGGCUUGAAGUGAUAGAGGAGACCUUCCCAAUGGCACUUUCAGAGAGCAGUCAUAACUUGGAGUGUGAGGAUUUGUGGGUGUACUACAUCAAACUGCUUCAGAAAAAUCUUAACCGAUUGAGUCUAUCAAGGGUCUGGCCAAGCGUAUCACAUGGAGUGCACAAAUAUCCCUACAAUCCAAAGUCAUAUUCAGCCAUGUUAACCCUGAGCUAUCUUUACAGUGUAUCCAACAAUCUCCGUCUCACACUCGACAAAUGUAGUCAAAGGGAUCCUUCUGUAAUCACCUUGCUCUUUGCUUUGUCCUUUGAAUGGAGUAAAGCCGGAUCUGACAAUAGAAUACACAGCCUCUUUGAGAGAGCUCUAGCUGAUGAUAAGUUGCAGAAGUCUGUUCUGUUGUGGCGCUGUUAUCUAGCCUAUGAGGCAGAAAUAGCCUGCAACUCCUCUGCAGCACGGCGUGUGUUCUUCAGAGCUAUACAUGCCUGUCCAUGGUAUGAUGCUGACAUGUAG